AUGCGUCUAUUGCUUCUGAAUAGUUUGGUACAUGCAUUUAGUAUAAAUCGAAAACUUCGGUUGGAUUUUUCUAAGUUUGACGAGUACACAAUUUCCAGUACACCACCAUCUAACACUCAACAGCAAUCUUUUCAUCAAAGAUUUAUGGAUGUGGAACUCCAAUUGGAACUCACAGGUUUUCAGCAGCUUUCUGACGAGUUCAUUCGAGAUAUUGAGCAGAUUAGUAAUGAUGGAAUUGGCAGUGUUUUUGACCAUUUAUCAAAUUUUUUAGACCUUUUAACAAAGAUAUGUAAAAUAAUUGGAAUUGACAAACUAAACUUUCAACAAGACUGUGUACGUAAAAUCCCAGUACUCACAUUGGAAUCCUUUAUUGAUAUGCUUAAGGCUACUAAAAGAUAUCUUACUUUUUCAAAAACAAUAUCUGAAGCUGUUGUGAAAAAGUUUACUAAACAAUGCAAGUCUGGAUGUAUUGAUCCUGAUACCAGUGAGGAAACAAGACAAGUAUGUGAAUGUACAAAUGAGUUUAAACAGCAUAUGGGCAAGCAGAUAUUCCACAUUCUAGCAUUGAUAGAGUAUUUUAAAAAACAUUAUGAAUCUUACAGUGAGGCAGACAAUGAUGUGUUUGACUGA
Molecule: messenger RNA, 630 nt
Organism: Vittaforma corneae ATCC 50505
Lineage: Eukaryota; Fungi; Microsporidia; Nosematidae
Exons: 1
Coding region: 1-630 (209 amino acids)
Source: RefSeq, a predicted model, not a curated record